UAGAGUUCUCGUUCGUUUUCAUCGCUCAUUGGCCACCGCCACAAGUCCAGAACUUCCCCCCUCUCUCUCGCUCGCCGGCGCCCGGCGGCGGUCGAUGGGGUUCAUGAGCGGCGAGGAGGCGGCGGUGACGCCGGCGCCGGUGGCCGUGUACUGGGUGUACGCGGGCAUCUACGAGGCGCUGCUGCGGCACACCACGGUGCUGGACAGGUACAGGCUGCACUCGCGGCGGGAGGAGGAGACCAAGAACAUCGCCUCCAGGAAGGACGUCGUCAGGGGCGUGCUCCUGCAGCAGGCCAUCCAGGUCGCCAUCUCUGUCGCUGUGCUCAAGCUGGAGGGGCGUGGUGCCGCGGCCGCCGGCGACGGCGACGGCCGCGCGGCGGCGCCUGAGCCGUUCCUGGUGGCGGCGGCGCGGUUCGGCGUGGCGAUGCUGGUGCUGGACGCGUGGCAGUACUUCAUGCACCGGCUCAUGCACUCGGUGCCGUGCAUGUACCGGCGCUUCCACUCGUGGCACCACCGCGUGGCGGCGCCGUACGCGUACGCGGCGCAGUACGGGCACCUCGUGGACGGCGUGCUCACGGAGACGCUCUCGGGCGCCGCCGCGUACCUGGCCUCGGGCAUGCCCCCGCGCGCCGCCGCGGCCUUCUUCGCCUUCGCCACCGUCAAGGGCGUCGACGACGACGACCACUGCGGCGUGGCCGCGCCGUGGAACCCCAUCCAGGCCGCGUUCCGGAACAACGCCGCCUACCACGACGUGCACCACCAGCGCGGCGGCGGGCGGCGCAACUUCUCCCAGCCCUUCUUCGUGGUCUGGGACCGGCUGCUCGGCACGCACGCGCCCUACGCCCUGCGCCACAGGGACGGCGGCGGGCUCGAGGUCAGGGCCUUCAAACCGGAUCCGACGCGCUAGGCGCUAGCAGGCUGGCGCCACGCCACGCCAGGCCAGCAGGGCCGGCCUCGGCUACCGUUUAGUUUUGGCUUGUAGCAGCUGUGUCCUGUGUGUGUGACUCUCUCUAGUGCAGUGGCUGUCCACGUCCACCGUGUCUUGUGUAGCAGUAUGUAUAGGUAUCGCGUACAGAAACAAUAAUGUAACUGAUGGAUCCAUCCAGCUUGGAUUCGUCUUUCUGAAUUCUGAUGGUAGCCAUAGGUCCUGUUUAGUUUAGCUUUUCUGAGACUGGUUUAUAAGUUGAGCAUGAUUUUCUGAUG
Molecule: messenger RNA, 1203 nt
Organism: Panicum virgatum (switchgrass)
Lineage: Eukaryota; Viridiplantae; Streptophyta; Magnoliopsida; Poales; Poaceae
Product: sphinganine C4-monooxygenase 1-like
Exons: 2
Coding region: 95-907 (270 amino acids)
Biological process (GO): lipid biosynthetic process
Molecular function (GO): oxidoreductase activity; iron ion binding
Source: RefSeq, a predicted model, not a curated record